ACUAUCCGUAGAUUCCCCACUUCGCGUGACGUCACAGCCCCGCUCUGAAGCGGAAAGGCUGCAUAACUUUCUUGUUUUUGAGCGACGGGUUCCUUCGUGUCCGCGACUGUUAAAGUCCUCAGAGCUUUCAGUUGUGUGUUCUGUCCCCUUUCGUCUGGACUGAAGAUGGAGAGAAGCAUGCUGCGCUGCAGGAGGUGUCGCAAAGGCGUCUUAGACUCCAGCUGUCUGUCAAUGCAGGUUGAGGCCACAGAUGAAAGCUCAUCGGCUGUUUGCAGCAUUUGGCACGUAAAUAUCGACACGCUGCCAGAGUGGAUACUGACCUCAGUUCAUACGGCUCAGUGGAGUGUCGGAAAACUGAACUGCCACAACUGCGCCGGUCGUUUGGGAGGCUUCAACUUUGUCAACCGCAGUUUAUGUCCCUGCGGCCUGGACGCCACUGUCCACCUCAGCAAAAGCCGCGUGGACCGCGACCACAAGCGCUGCGUCCUCAUCGUCCGGCCGAGGAGGACGAGGCCUGCGAAGGAGCGGCCUGGUCCGCUGGCAGACGGCUCCCGGACCAGCGAGCCCGGCACUGAACUCAACGGGUCACAGCCCGGCGGUGCCGCGGUCGUGUCCCACAUAAGUUCUGUUGAGGCCUCGAACUCACCGCCGGACGCCACCCAGUCCUUUUCUCUCAGUCCUCCGCUCUGCGACUCCCACAGCAGGAGACGCUGCAGUGUGGACGAGGAUUCCGCCGCCAGGCCCUCGUGCUUUCGCCCCGCGGGCCUGGCGGUCGGGUCCGCCGUAGAGAGGGCGAGUAGAAGAGCCCGCGAGUCUACGGAGUCACCCGUCCUGUGUCCCGCGGGCCAGCAGGUUGACGGAGACGGGGAAGCCCCGGUCAGCGGCGUCCUCUGCCGUUCGUUUGUCUCCGGGAGGACAUGUUCACAGCUGCUGCAAACCGUGGAGGACGUUGAGUCCUCUUCUUCUCCUGAGGCCGCGGAGGUCCACGAGGAGGCUUCUAUCUCAGCCCUGUUGCACGGAGGGGGGUCCAUCUCUGACAGCGAGGACGUGCUGCCUCGAGGCUUCAUGGCGCCCGCAGCCUCAAGCAGGCCGAGCAAACGGGAGAAGAACCGCCUGAAGAGUCUGCGGAGGAAACAGCGGAGGAGAGAGCGAUGGCUACACAGCCGGCUGGAGCAGCCGGAGAGUGCGAGCGCCCCACAGUCGGACAGUGAGGAGGAGGAGGAGGGGGAGGACAGCGAGGGCCUCACCUGCGCCGUCUGCCUCGAUGUCUACUUCAGCCCGUACAGGUGUCAGCCCUGCGGUCACGUCUUCUGCGAGCCGUGUCUCCGCACGAUCGCCAAGAACCGGCCGACAAACACGCCCUGCCCUCUCUGCCGCACCCUCAUCUCACACGCCGCCUUCCACAAGGAGCUCAACCAAACAGCCGCGGCCUUCUUCCCCAAAGUGUACUGCGCUCGCAAGCGGAACUUCCAGAAUGCUUCGUGUGCAAAAUGGUCCCUGCCCAGCUGUCGCAAACGCUUCCGAAGCUUCUGGGACGGUCAUUUUCCCUCCCUGUCUGCAGGCGAGCAGCGGCAGGCGGCGGGGAGACGCUGGCACCUUUUCCACGGAGGAUUUGCGGACUUCACAGACGUGCGCGGCUGGCUCUUCUACAUCGGCCUGGUCAUCGUCCACAUCCACUCAGUCAACUGGAUCCUGGCUCUGCUCUUCCUCUUUUGCCUCCUGUACUACUACUUAUUUUAGGACAGCGAGGCGUCCUGUAGAUUAGGACUACAGGUUUAUCUUCUUUUGAGUUGUUUUUUUGUAAGUCAGCAGUUACUUUAGUGCUAAAAGUAUCAAGAAGUGGUUUUGACCUGCAUGCAUCGCAGCAGGGAUCUGAACAUUAGAGACGUUGGCAUGUUUCGAAAAGUUUACAAUAUGCUUCUGCCAGCGUGAUAAGUGCAAUAUACACAGAGAGGCGACCUGAUCUACAGAAAUAGUGCGUCUAGAUUCAGGAAGCCCGAAGCGGAGUGGCCUUACUGUCCAAUGAUCAAUGAACUGUUGAACUGUUCAAUGCAGGAAAACAUCACAGACGUUGCAGUUUUAGUAAAACCUCUGGUUUUUGGUACAACUAUUUGGUGAUAGUGGCGGCGAUGAUCAGACAGACAAACAUUUGAUUGUUGCCUGAUUUAAUUUGACAUUUGACAUUUUUUGUCCAACAAGGAAUGAAUAUUUUAGGGGAAUAAGCUUGCUCCCUGCCUUAAGAGAGGUGCCCUAUGUUUAAUCUGCUCAUCCAGUAGAAGAAUGAAAUUGAAGUUGAUGGAAAAAUCAAAUAUAUUGCCUUUUUCAAAUCUCCAAAAAAGAAAAACUCUUAAGUCGAUAUAAACUGUGCGACUUGCAAGCGGCCAAGACAAUGAUCCAAAUAUACGGGUGCUUUUUCAUGGUUCACAACAACAACAAUAAAGCUCAUUCUGGCAUAAAAAGCAUAUAAAACAAAA
Molecule: messenger RNA, 2474 nt
Organism: Gasterosteus aculeatus aculeatus (three-spined stickleback)
Lineage: Eukaryota; Metazoa; Chordata; Actinopteri; Perciformes; Gasterosteidae
Gene: rnf180b
Product: ring finger protein 180b
Biological process (GO): positive regulation of proteasomal ubiquitin-dependent protein catabolic process; norepinephrine metabolic process; serotonin metabolic process
Cellular component (GO): endoplasmic reticulum membrane
Molecular function (GO): ubiquitin conjugating enzyme binding; ubiquitin protein ligase activity
Source: RefSeq, a predicted model, not a curated record